AUGGUUGCCAUUUCGUUGCCAACAGUAAUUGGAAACUUUGAGGGUGAAAUUAGUCAUGUGGUAGUAGCUGGGAAUGAAACGUUAACUUUCAUUAAACCAUUCCAAUGGCAAGAAGAAAAAAAGAGGAUCUCCCUAAAACUGCACAGUUUGGCGCAGUCAUUAAAGAAAUUCCAGUCAUUGUCGGCGGUGAAAUCUGGAGAGGUAUAUAUCGCGAAUGUAAAAGGUUCACUGGAACGGUCAUACAUUAUCCGAAGACCAACGCCAGAUACAUAUUCCAUUUAUCUCAUUGACAAAGGCAUGCAAUGUGAAGCACAAUUCGAUGAUAUUUAUGAAUUACCUCCAGAAUUACUGGAUUUUGCAUUGUUCAGUUGCGUUUGUCCCGUCUUCGUACCAUUCGCUGAACAACUCAAUAUCUAUAAAGCUUUCGUUGGACACAAGUGCAAAUGCGAAGUGGAAACUGUAUCAAGAUCGUUUGUGGUGUUGGGGUAUGUCCGUGGUCGAUUACUGGUUGAAAAUGGUGACCUUUAUGAAGAUUUGCAAGACAUUGUUUCUGGAAGGCUGGCAAACAAUAACCUGGACAAUUUCGCUAAAGGAUCCGUCAGGUUUGAAAUAUCUGAAAGAAGCACAAUUUUGUGGACAACCAGUGGACAAAUGGAUGACUGUUCCAAUAGCGAACUGACUUGCCGUUGCUCUUCUACGGAAAAAGUUACGCGAAGGACACGAAUCGUUGGCCGUGCUCCUUGUAGAAGAAGUUCUAUCGCGUCAAAAAAAAUCAAAUACGGUCAGCAAUAUGGCAGUCAUAUGAAUACUGAAUUGUGUAUUGAAUAUGACACAAUAAAGGUCCAAGCACUAUUCACACAAACAGCGUUCAAACAGUACAAACCUGACGCAAUUCCAGCAACAAUAAGUGUCCGCUUCGAUAAAAGAGAUCGGGCAUUGGGCAGAUUUUGGGUUGUCAACAAGAGUAUAUUUUCAACUAUUGAACGGAUAUUGAAGGAAAGUGCUGAAAGGAUAACUGGAUUUCCACUGCUACGUCAAAGAUUAGAUGAUGUUCCGAUAAGAGAAAUACCAUGUAUUGUGCGUACUCGAGCCGAAAGUGCUUAUAAAGCUUUCUACCGUGCAGUUGCUUCUCGGUUCGAUGCACGCACAAAGAGAUUUUCAAUUUUUCUAGUGGAUUUUGGUUGGUUCAAAUGGGUGCUGGCUAAGGAUGUUAUCGAUAUAUCCGCCAUGGAUAAAUCUAAUCCAAUUCGAAAUCUGCCGGUAGCAAUGAUACAUUGUCAAGAGGAUGUGACCAGUGUACUACAUGCCAAAGACCUUUCGAAGGGAGCAAAUUGCUACAUGAGGGUGAAUGAAUAUCCGAUUCAGGAUGUAUAUUUAGUUGAUUUAUUGGAAACUGGCAGGACUAUGAACGAUAUGCUGACUGGCAGUAUGGGAGAGACUGAAGGGACCUCAUCAAGCAACAAGUCGUCCAGUGAAACCUGUGAGUUAAUAGCAUCGAUGAUGUUAGGAACGUUGAACAAUGCAAACCAUGAUGUGGCUGCACAAACUCAACAUACUUGGCCCAUUUGUCCUCCACCAUUUUCGAUGAUAGUGCCAGUAGCCUUGCCAAUGAUGGUGUCAGUACCAGUUCCGAACGCAGAUUUACUGUCUACUGGACAUGAACAGACUUCGAAGCUUCAAAAUUCACAAACGAAGAAUAUAGAGAAUACCUAUAUUCCUCAAAAUAAUAUUAAAUAUUCGGCAUGUUACCGAAAUUAUAUCGAUCAAAGGUUUCCGGGAAGUAAUUCGCAAAAUAUACAGAGAGAAGGGUAUGGCAGCGAUUUAUCGAUCAGAAAUAACGUCAGUUUUACAUCAGGAGACAGAGCAGGAAAUUCUUUUGAUGGAGGUAAUGGUGGUUCAAAGUUUGCAAAGGGUCAUCAUAUGUUGCGAAAAAAUUUCGACAGUAAUUCAUACAGGGUGAGAUUAACGAAUUGGGAAAAGGCUGUCGGUGCAGACCGUGCAAUUCGAACAAAAGGUUCUGCUACUGGAGAACAAGCAACCUCUCAUGUAGAUGAUGAAUCAAAUCAGCUUAUAUGA
Molecule: messenger RNA, 2076 nt
Organism: Cercopithifilaria johnstoni
Lineage: Eukaryota; Metazoa; Nematoda; Chromadorea; Rhabditida; Onchocercidae
Source: the annotation of a GenBank genome assembly